Messenger RNA from Dibothriocephalus latus, 684 nucleotides. Lineage: Eukaryota; Metazoa; Platyhelminthes; Cestoda; Diphyllobothriidea; Diphyllobothriidae. The record is from the annotation of a GenBank genome assembly.
AUGUCAGACUCUCCUCAUUACACUCAGGGUAGUGAUGGAAUAACUUUCCAUGUUUCGACUGAGGCCGCAUAUGCAGCUGACUCUGCCAAUGAAGACCAGCAUCCCUCGGAUUCGCACUCAAAGAAUGGUGACCGUCUUGAAAGUUUUGAACAGAAGGGUUCACAGUCAUCAUCAAGCACCACUCACCUGACUAUCCAACUGUCAGAGGAUGCUGAGGGAAGCUCACUAAGUCAGCAAAAACUAGAGGAAUUGAUAAUGCAACUUUCCCGAUCAGGACAGUUGCAAUUAAAAGAGGAGAGCAAGAUUAUUAUAGAAAUACCCCAGGCCUCAAGUACCGCUACCGAACCAAGCCACGGCGCGACUGCAUCAACACUGCCUCCGGUCUCCAAGGUGGUCGUCGUGCCCUACCAACAGCAAUUACAAACAACAGUUUCAGCUGCCAAUUCUUACCAAACCAGUACCAAAGUUGUGAGCUCGGGAACAGCUGGAACUCCCGUGCCCUUACAACCUUACCAACUACAGUCAAAUCAGCAAGCUCCAACCUACAUUAUUAUCCCAGCAAGACAAGUGGGUGGCAACCAGCUGAAUAUCUCACCCAGUCAAAGUGGAAUCGCCACCUCGGAUACAGCCUCGUCGUCCUCCCUCCGCGUGCUAACACAACCUGGUCAGCGUGAGUUUAUUUAA